UGCCAGAUCUUCCUCGAGAAGCCCCUGCGGCUUCGACAAAACGGGACACGACGGACGUGCCCGUCACGUCCGUUGACGCCUCCUUCGUAACGUCCCUGCUGCCCCAAGGGAUUUCGAAGGAUACGAGAAGAUUCGAACUAGCGUGUUCUCCUUCCACCACCAUCCUCAACGCAUUUUGCUCAAUCGAGGCUUGUGCGCAUAGGUGAAUGAGUGGAAGCGCGACGCAAUCAUCUAGCUCAAGUUCGACGCUACUUGCUGCAACCAAAGACGCUGCUAUGUGUGCUGCGAAACCCAAAUCAACCGUUGCUUUAGCUGCCCAGCCCUACGUGUGUGGCGGGUCUGCCGCCAUCAUCGCCGCAGUUGCAAUCCACCCCAUUGAUUUGGUCAAAGUUCACUUGCAACUUGCCGGUCAGACUGGUAGUAAUGCCACUGCCGUCACAAUUGCCAAAUCUGUCUUUGUCAAGCAAGGCGUCCAAGGGCUGUAUGCUGGUCUGUCUGCGGCCGUAGCACGUCAAAUGGUUUAUGGAACAACCCGACUUGGCAUGCAUCGUGCAAUUUCGGACUCUCUGCAAGCUUCCCGUGAGAAGCAAGGAGCCACUGACAGUUUGCCCUUGUGGAUGAAGAGUUCCGUGGCAAUUUUUACCGGCGCGGUGGCUGCUACUUUGGGUUGCCCCAUGGACGUCGCGUUAGUACGUAUGCAAGCGGACACCUUGGCGGUGGCCGGAGACAAGCGCGGGUACAAGAACGUCGCAGAUGCUAUCAUUCGCAUUACGUCGACGGAAGGAGUGACAACGCUAUGGCGCGGCAGUGUUCCGCUGAUUGCCCGUGGGGCAGCCAUGAAUUUCGGCAUGAUGGCGUCGUACGAUCAAGCAAAGGAAAUGCUCAAGCCGAUAUCGGGCGAAGGAUUUGUGUCAAACUUGGGCGCUAGCGCGUUCUCGGGCUUUGCAUGCGCGUUUACGUCGCUGCCGUUUGACAUGGUCAAGUCACGUUUGAUGAACAUGAAGAAAGAUCCCAAGACUGGCGCGUUCCCGUACAAGGGUGUCGGGGAUUGUUUUGCCCAGAUUGUGCAGAAGGAAGGGUUUGGCAAGCUGUGGCGAGGGUACUGGACUUAUUAUGGACGCUGUGCGCCCAACGCGAUGAUUGUGCUUCUGGUCAUCGAGCAGAUAAACUUGGUGUACAAGAAAGCGUUUCUGGAAUAAAGAGUUGGUUAACGACACUUUUUGUUCAU
Aphanomyces invadans is the source of this 1228-nucleotide messenger RNA. RefSeq lists its product as hypothetical. Gene Ontology annotation, molecular function: oxoglutarate:malate antiporter activity. NCBI's taxonomy places the organism in Eukaryota, Oomycota, Saprolegniomycetes, Saprolegniales, Verrucalvaceae. The record is from RefSeq and is a predicted model, not a curated record. The transcript has 2 exons. Gene Ontology annotation, biological process: transmembrane transport. The coding region runs from base 207 to 1199 and encodes 330 amino acids.